Messenger RNA from Closterium sp. Naga37s-1, 552 nucleotides. The record is from the annotation of a GenBank genome assembly. NCBI's taxonomy places the organism in Eukaryota, Viridiplantae, Streptophyta, Zygnematophyceae, Desmidiales, Closteriaceae.
AUGAAUCGUUUUGUUUUCGGCGUUUUUCCUUGUGCGAUACCACAGGUUCCUGCCAGGCGUGUUGCUGCUGGUACUGGAUCCAAGCUUUCACUCUCAGUACCCUUGGGUGCCUCUAUUCCAAGGGUUUCCCAACCACCACCGAAGGGUCCUCGUCUCCAGACUACCAAUCGCCUUCGAGCAGAGUCAGAAUGGCGGACGGGAACUAUCCCCCUACUGGAAAGUGGAGCACUGGCUGCUGCGGCUGCUUCGAAGACUGGAGUUCGUAUUGCGGAUAUCGCAGAAGCUGAUGGCACAGAGGCGUGCCUUUUUUACUACUUGAUUCAAGCGGGGGGGUGCGGGUGUCUGUACUCCUUGGGAUUCCGAAAGAAGCUGAGGUUGAGGUAUGGCCUUCCAGCGGCACCCUGUGGCGACAUCUGGAUGCAUUGGUGCUGCCGCUACUGCUCUGUAUGCCAGGAGUAUCGCGAGCUCAAAAACCGCGGCUGGGACCCAUCUAUUGGUUUCUCGGCAAACAAGACCAGAUCCCCCCCUCCGCAGCAGUUCAUGCAGAGUUAA